AUACUGGUGUUUGGUCCACGUGCCAUCUGUAAACACCAUCUGCUGCGGCAUGAUUCGAUGCACGCAUGCACAAACACUUCAUUGUGCGCAAGGACUGUCCGUCAACAUAUUGAUUCGAUUAUAGAAUAUAAAUAUAUAAUACCCUGUGUGCCUGCAGAUCACCCUUCUCAUUCUCAUGUAGAUAUGGGACAAAGGCUCACAUGCACAUCGCCACAUGCCCUGAUUCACCCAUGGCUAUCCUGAGGGAGAAAGAGCGCGUGCACGAGUUACUGGCGAGAUGGGAUCAGGGAUUUAAGAGUGCACAAAAUAACAUCCACACGUGCACUUCAUGUUAUGUAAGAGCUCUGACUGUCUCACUGUGUGCUGUAGGAUAACCGAGGCAGUGAGCGCAGAGAAGGAGCAGAUGCUGCAUGCACACACAUCAGGGAAACCUGCAUUUAUUACAGAAAAGAGGACACACAGAUCUGCUGUUUUCAGAAGCUAUGGAUAUGGCUUGGACAAAAAGACAUCUUUAGUGAGACUUCUUAUUUGGCAGUGUGAGUGGAUUAUGGUCAGCAAUGGUUGGCUUGCGACGCUGAUUACUGUAGAACCUAAGGACAUAUUUGCGUUGUGCUAUGGCCCCUGGGGGGCCUUUGAUAAUGACAUCAUUGUGGCCCUUGGUGUGGGUUGUGUGUGGACUGAAUGUAUGGUUUCCCCACACUCACGCAGCCUCAAUGAGUCCUAUUCUGCUCACAACUUCAUCUGCUCCAUCUACUGAGGAGCAACAAACAGAUCCAGAACAUAAUGAAUCUACAGAUCCACCCAGCAACAACAACACAGCAUCAGGGAUUCCCAUUCUGCUCAUGACCUCCUCUGCUUCAUCCACUGAAGAACAAUCAAUAGCUCCAGAUCAUCAAACUGAGCCCACAGAUCCAUCCAACAACAACAACAUAGCCUCAGUGAGCCCCAUACUGCUCAUGACCACAUCUGCUCCAUCCACUGAGAAACAAUCCACAGAUCCACAACAUCAGACUAAAGAUCCACCCAACAGCAAUAACACAGGACUGGCAUGCAUGUCUCUACUGCCCCCUCGGAGGGGGUCCUACUAUGUGGAACAUGGCACAGGGGUGUCUGUGGGCUCCAUGCUUGUCUUCUGGUGCAGGGAGGGCUACCAACUGGUGGGACAUGAGAAAAUCACCUGCCUCCUGCGAGCAGGUGUCCCUCGAUGGAGCAGCUACCUGCCAGUCUGUGAGAGUAUACCUAGACCAAAUGACCAGGGACUUCGCAUUGCUUUGCUGGUCUCUUUAGUGAGUGGGGUGGUCAUUCUUGUCAUGACUGUGUGCUUCAUCGUCUGCUGUUGUCAAGAGCGCAUGAGUAAAACAAGGGAAAAGCAUCGGACAGGCAGAAGCAGGAGUAGGGAAAAGCGGAGCUCUAGAUCACGGAGGAGCCCAUCCUGGUUGGAGAGAGAGCACAUAGACUGGGAGGCAUUCCCACCACCUAAACUCUUUAGCUUGUCUCAGCGUCUUGAUCGACCGCUGCCCCCCAGAAGCCCUGUUUAUUCAGAGAUCAUCAGAUCAUAUGAGAACAGAGGGAGUCAGGAAAACCUCCAGAGGAGUUCACAUACUGCAUACCCCACAUACCCAGCCCUUGUUUUCCAGAGGGUCCAAACAGAACCAAACCCAACAUCUUCCUCCACCAACCCGGUGCAGAUUUCAACUUCUCCCAAAAACAGGACUCCACGCGGUCCUUCAGUCACUCAUCCAUAGACUCUUUUAAGUGGGAUGCAACUAUUAUUCAUUUUCUCAUCAGCAGCAUUGAAUGUGGCCAAAGCGACAGCAAAUAAUGCACUGCUGUAAAACAUAUUAUGGAUAAAUAAAGCCAAAUAAAUAAUGGGAAGAUUUAUAUGGUCCUAGUGACCAGGACAAGCACUUUGAUAUUUCUAAAGUAAAGCUAAUGAUAUUUUUCAGUGUGCAGAUACAUUUGCUGUAUUGUAAAUAUGUUCUGGUUUGGGGUGGGCUUGGUUAUUCUUGUCAUAUCUUGAACUCAGAGGCGGCCGAUGACUUCUGUUUCGAGGGCGCAUGAUGCGAAGCUUGUCACAACAUGUGUUUAGCUCGUCAUGUGUGUGGUUCGUCAUUUUAAAAUGUGUUCGGCCCGUCGUGUGAACCAUGUUCUUCACGUGUCUUGUCAAAAUAAUUGCCUGCUGCAGAGACGUUUGCCAGAAACUCCCUUAAAGGAUUAGUCAAUUUUCUUAAAACCAAAAUGUUGAUGUCUUUCUUUGUUCAGUUGAGAUGAAAUUAUGUUUUUUGAGGAAAACAUUCCAGGAUUUUUCUCAUUUUAAUGGACUUUAAUGGACACCAACACGUAACAGUUUUAAUGCAGUUUAAAAUUGCAGUUUCAAAGGACUCUAAACGAUCCCAAAUGAGGCAUAAGGGUCUUAUCUAAGAAAGUCAUCAUCAUUUUGGAUGACAUGGUGGUGAGUAAAUUAUCUGGAUUUUUUUAAGAAAAUGGACUAAUCCUUUAAUCUCAAAGUUAGGGCGCACUCACAUUAUCCAAACCAAACCAAACCAAACCAUGCCCCAGUGUGAUUGUAACCCCUCCCUACUCCCCAAGGUGCACGCACUCACACACUGUACCCCUCACAUGUUAUCAUAUUGUUUAGUUGAUCUGUCACGUGUGCAGCUCGGACAUUCACGUAACCCCGCUGCUCGCCUCAAAAGGUUUUUAUGGAGGCAGAUGAACGCGAGUGGUCACGCAACUGAUGUCUUAACCUUUUGAAUCACGCUCAGGCGCGAUUGCGCUUGCACCACAGCCUUCCAAGUGAACCACGCUCCGGCCCACCUCUGCAACCCGGCCGCGGCGCGAUUAACCAAUCCGGGCGCGGAACAGAGCGAUCACACUAGUCAAACAAACUAGGCUUUGGGGGUCAAACGCGCCCGAGCGCGGUUUGGUUUGGAUAGUGUGAGUGCGCCCUUAGUGUCUUGUGAGUAUUGAGUGUGCAGCAGGCACUUAUUUUGACAAGACGCAUGAUGCACAUGGUUCACAUGACACAACAAACACAUAUUUUGAAUAUAUUUUGCAUAUUUUGCGCCCCUCGGAAGAGAAGUCACCAGCCGCCACUGCUUGAAACUAAUUUAACUGAAUUGUAAAUAGAAUUUUAAACAAUAUUGUAAGUCAACAACCUAACACUAACCAAAAUCUUUUGUUUUGCACAUUUCAAAAGUUUGCUAACUAUACCACCUUUUUAAAUUAAUUAUUUGUUGUUAAAGAGCAAUACAUACUACAAUUUUAUACAGCAUGAAGCUGAGCUAUUUGUUAACAUAUCAUCUAACAGUAAAAAUUGCACUUUAAAUGCACUGAACUCAUUUGUUUCACUUUAAACUAAUUUGUAAUAAAGUGUUGUGUAUAUCUA
Molecule: messenger RNA, 3388 nt
Organism: Misgurnus anguillicaudatus (oriental weatherfish)
Lineage: Eukaryota; Metazoa; Chordata; Actinopteri; Cypriniformes; Cobitidae
Source: RefSeq, a predicted model, not a curated record